Molecule: messenger RNA, 540 nt
Organism: Phragmites australis (common reed)
Lineage: Eukaryota; Viridiplantae; Streptophyta; Magnoliopsida; Poales; Poaceae
Exons: 1
Coding region: 1-540 (179 amino acids)
Source: RefSeq, a predicted model, not a curated record
AUGGGCCACUCGCGGCGGUUUCUGAAUCUAAUCGUGGACAGCCGCAUUCCUGGCGUCAGGACGCUGAGCCGCAUCGACCUAACGCGCCAGCAAUUAUUUUACCCUGCACCACCUCCACCACCAAACGGAAACGGAUCAGAAUCCGCAGCGGCGCAAGCCGACGCCGGCAAUGAGGCGUCAACGAUGGGGAGGAUUCGGCUUUCCCCCCCGAGUGUCACCUUCCGAGCUUCAGCUGUGGACAACAAAUGGAGGAUCCACUGCUUCCCGCUCGCGGAUCGCAGGGUGCUCUGUGCCGACCAGUCGGGGCGCACCUUCCUCUUCGACGCUGACACGCGCCACGUGGCGACCAUGCCCAGCCUCCAUAAACCCAAACGGAUGCCCUUCUUCCUCUUCGUCCCCGGCGCCAGUGCUGACUCCAACUCCGACUCAAACUCCGACUCCGAAGCCGGAUGGGACACCGAGGACUAUGUUGGAGACGGUGUUGGCAGCCUCUUCGUCAUGGACGGAUGGCCCGAUAUGGAGCCGAGCUACAGCGACUAG